Messenger RNA from Lingula anatina, 3542 nucleotides. Its product is annotated as protein lin-28 homolog. The record is from RefSeq and is a predicted model, not a curated record. Gene Ontology annotation, cellular component: nucleus; cytoplasm. Gene Ontology annotation, biological process: pre-miRNA processing. Gene Ontology annotation, molecular function: zinc ion binding; mRNA binding. NCBI's taxonomy places the organism in Eukaryota, Metazoa, Brachiopoda, Lingulata, Lingulida, Lingulidae.
GAGAGCAGAGAGCGAUUUAAAUAGUUACUGAAAUUCCAGAGUCAUAUAGCUAACAGGCACCUUAUAUUGUUUCUUUUACAUCGUUCAGCUGACUGCGGUCCUUGCGGGUCCCACCAGACCCCACUGUUGCCAGAGAGCAACUGUUCUUGCUCACCGCCAAGCUACGAAGAGGCAUAAAUAUUCUUGAGCCAUUUGACCACAAUGUGGUCUUAAUGUUAUCUCCCUGGACAAAGGUCAUAUUGCUCUGUUCUGCUGGUUCCCUGGAUGUUUAUAUUUAAGGACUAUGACCACUACUAAAAUCCACUGACCUCGUAUUAAUUUAUUGGCGCCCGGAAAUUACUACAAGGAAUCUAUACACGGAAGCGUGAUCUAAAGACCCGGAUACUGAUGAUCUACGAAGUGGGAUUUUAAAAACAGUUGAGAGGGGAGGGAGAACCACACCCAAUACCAAUGACCCAUUAAAUCACGUCACGUGACUCGUACUUAACGUAGGACGUCGUAUGAUUGAAGGACGGAGGGAGAAGCGGAGGUGUAGAAGGAAGCAGCACAGCUCUGAAGGUGGCUCCCCCGCCGAAGUGACUUAAACGACCAUGGCCUCAGGGGGACCAGGUCGACGCAGGGGGAAAGUGAAAUGGUACAACGUUGUGAAAGGUUAUGGUUUUAUCACACCAGAUGAUGGCGGUGCGGACGUGUUCGUCCAUCAGUCCCGGAUAAAGAAGAACGGGUUUCGUAGUUUAGCAGAUGAAGAAGAGGUCGAAUUUGAAAGCCAGCCAUCAGACAAAGGCGUGGAGGCGACAUACGUGAGCGGACCGGGAGGCUUGGACGUUCGGGGCAGUGAAAGAAGACCCCUCUCCAGGAAGAAAUUUAGAAAAAUUCGAUGCUAUAAUUGUGGUGACUUUGGGAACCACGUGGCGGCAAAGUGCCCACAUGGCCCACUCCCAAAACGUUGCCAUAACUGUAAGGGAACGGAUCAUUUGAUUGCGGACUGUCCACAAAAGAAACAGUCAGAGGGAGAGGACAAUGGAUACCCAUCGUCAUGAUAAACUUGCGAAAAUUUUCCAAAAAAAAUGCGGUGUGUGAAGCUCUCAAGAGAUUUAGUUUCAAUAUGCAAGCAAGAAAAACAAAGAAAUCCAUUAUUACUGUCACUGUCAGUACACUACGACGUUUUGAAGUCCCAAAAACUGGAUUUGAUUUAUGUGUUACAAAAAGUUACAAAAAACGUCCAAACAGUCUGAAAUUGUUGAACAACUCUAGGAAGCGGGAGGAUAUGUUGCAAUACAUUGUUUUUUGUUUUUCGAGCUUAACCCUGCAAAAAAAGGAUACUACUGUUAGCCUCCCUCCCCAUAACGGGUACCUUGAUUGCGUUACGAUUCCGAGGGGAGCGGGUACUGUGCAAUCUGGAACCGUACCUUGUGUGCACAAAAGUAGCGAUUGAUCGCCUCCACGUUACUACCUCAACAAUUUUUUUGUUCAGGGGAACAGCCACGAACAUUUUCUUUAGACAUUUUUUUGUACUUUUUUAAAGGAUUAUGUUUUAUGUAUACUUCAAUUUUAGAUUAAAAAUACUCCCAUGAUUCAUGCUUACGAUGGUAACGAUAAUAUUUUGCUUGAAAGAUGAUUGAUCUGUUCAGUUUCAAAAUAUGGAUUUACGAAGAGGAAGCGAUCGUGAUGUUUACACAUUGAAAGAUAGUGGAGAGUCAAAAACAUUUGCUACCUCAUCAUUUCAGUGGGCAACUGAAUAUCUAUGGACCGACCCUUAGAAGAGCCAAAGCAUUUUCAUAAAAAUUUCGCCAUGUUAAAAAAACGACCAAUCAAAGCGAAUGUGUAUUCAUAAGAAGGCUUUCAGAGAAGCCGCCAGCCAGCCAGCAGACGCUUGUAUUGAUUUUAUAUUUACUUGGAAGAAAGUAGAUAGCAGCCUCGAAGCUAGGCAAAGCGAAAGAGAGAAAGAGAGGUCAUUCAUUCGUUAUACCAAGGCCUGGCCGUCUUGUACUGAAACAUCGUGCACUGGAAAGAUGCGGGGUUGGAUGGAUGGCUCUCUCCGUCGACAACCUAUCAGGGAUUAUUAGAAUUGACCUGGGUCGGGGUCGAUGUACUAAUAUUACUGUUAUCACCGUUUUGUAUUGUCCGGGCACAAUUGCCCUUGUCGAUUCCAUGACCCAAAGAUCAACACGGAAUCAUUUUAUACCACCGACGAAUAGCUGGCAUACUUUUAACAUGAUACGGAUGUAACCCAACGUUCAGGGCGACCGAUGCGCUAUUAAUCGUAGAGUACAAUUAUUAUGAGUAUUAUCUUCACUGUAUUAUCGAUACUACUAUAACAAUAUUAUUUUAGCGUUUUAGUGAAAGUCAGUAUUGCUUUCGGGACAUACAAUUUUGUAUUUUACAGUUUCAGAUUCGACGGUUACUGUUGGCUUUUAUGUAGUCUUAGUUGAGUAUAGGGGUUAUUUUUUUACCUUGGAGACGAGCCAAUUUAUAACGCGCAAAAGGUGGUCAUUCAUUAGAAAAGAGCACUGGUACUAUUAGGCUGCCAAUUAGUUUGUUAUUCAUUGUUAUUUUUGUUAAUUUUGGGAAGUUCAACUAUUGAAAUCAGCCACCAAGUUCCCUGGCAACGAAACCCCUUUUCGUUCGUUCUGACUGCGAGAAAAGAAAGAGAUCGUCCAUUUUGAUGGUUAGUGGUGCUUCUUUGUAUCAUCAUAAAGCUCAGGGAACAUUAUUUAAACAUAUUGCGGAUUGAUGGCAAUGUGGAAAAUGUUGCUAAGUUUCCAUGGUAACGUUACGCUGAAUGUCAAGCCUGGAAAAUUGAAUAUUUUGCGGUUUAGUUGUGAAGUUCAACAACUAACCGCAGAUAUUCACUUUUGUAGAUUCGUGCGCCCUGUCAUUCAGCCGGUACCCUGUGUAUCCUAGGCAAGGACAGUUAGUCACCCGAAAGAUGCGUGCCUAUGAUUCUCAGGGGUAAAGUUUAAUAUAUGUAUGUAUCUUUAUUAUGUAUAAUAAGUGAAUUAUAAGCGGGCCCGUUUGCGCUCACCAGCGAUUCCAGCGUAGUUCAAAUAAGUAAGAUCUUCACUGUACUUGAGAAACUAUUUGCGUUCAGGUUGCUUUCAUUACGACGCAAGGCAGAAGUGUGUGACCGAACAUUCUGGCUGUAAACUAAACCCGCUUUCACAGCGAGUCAAUAUUUAUAGAUAUGACAGAAAAUAAGCAAAACAGCAGGGUGUUCAUUUGCAACGCCAUGCAGCACUCCUUGUUAUUUUUGGUUAAAUUUAUUUGAUUUCGGCUAUUGAGAUAGAGCGGUGUAGAUGAGUUAAUUUCGAGCUUAUUUUUUAAUCAUAUACAAUUUUGUGAGCUACUUGAGAAUUAUAAGUUGUUUUCUUCGAAACGGGUGAUGUCUUCUUUCACCCCAACGCCAUCUUUUGUGCCAUUUUGUAAGGCACUACAUCGUAGGAGGAGCAAAACAGCGAAGGAAAGGGCUAAAUAACGUCAGAAUGGUAUUACAAGUGUAUAUUUGAGUCCUUUAACAAUAAUAAAAAAGUAGUUUUAUAAUA